Molecule: messenger RNA, 498 nt
Organism: Cryphonectria parasitica EP155
Lineage: Eukaryota; Fungi; Ascomycota; Sordariomycetes; Diaporthales; Cryphonectriaceae
Exons: 3
Coding region: 1-498 (165 amino acids)
Biological process (GO): transcription by RNA polymerase III
Source: RefSeq, a predicted model, not a curated record
AUGUCUCGAGGUGGAGGAAGAGGAGGCCGCGGCGGUGGCAGAGGGGGACGCCAGCAGCUCCCAUGGACAGAAGACCCCAACCUCAAAGUCGACGGCCGACCAGCUGAGGCCUUCCCACCAUACAAUGUUCCGAUCCCUAACCCGUUAAGCGACCGAGAGAGGUCUCAAGUCCGGUCCUUCCUCCUCUUCCGCGAACAAGUCCACGACGGGCCCUUAUACACCGCCGCUCGCUCCUACAAGCCCCCCUCGUCCGGGUCCAGCACACCGCGCGCCUACGGGCAGGACCAGAUCAACCAGCGCUACGGUCUCAAGAGCCGUGCGACGCUCGACCCCUUCACGGCCGUCGAGAUGCCCUCAUCCCGCAUGCGACGGCCCGAGCGCGUCCUGCCCGACUUUGGCGAGCGGCCUUUUACCAAGUCACUGUUCCCGGCGGAGCUGCACUCUACUAUCGACGACGAGGAUGGUCACGAGCCUUCGGACCGCCGAGGAGAUCUUUAA